Molecule: messenger RNA, 354 nt
Organism: Acanthoscelides obtectus
Lineage: Eukaryota; Metazoa; Arthropoda; Insecta; Coleoptera; Chrysomelidae
Source: the annotation of a GenBank genome assembly
AUGGAAACUCGUCUCUUGCAUCCAGGAGUGAGUACACCUGAUAUCUUGACUGCUUAUGUUGCUGCCAUAAGAUCUCUCAAAGUAUUGGAUUCUACUGGUUUAUUAUUGGAGACAGUAACACAGCCAGUACAUCAGUACCUGAGGAGUAGAGAAGACACUGUCAGGUGUGUUGUUAGUAGUUUGACGGAAGAAGGACCAAACGACUUGGCGUAUGAAUUAGUAAAUGGUGAAGCUGUGCGAAUAGAUGAAAAUACACCAACAGACGAUGAUGACGAGAACUGGGAGUGCUGGAUACCUGAUCCUAUUGACUCUGCUCCAAGUAGGUUUUUUUGUUUCAAAUUAAUUGCAUUUUAA